UUCUGCCGUUAUUGUUUCGUUGCGUCGCGUGCCAGUGAUAUCGGUGUCGUCCAAUGCUUGAUGAUCGUCGUGUUGCAGUAAUUAGUGUACGUACACGCGAAUGUUAACCUUAUUCUCGCGAGUGAUUAGUGCAACGACGAAGUAACGAGGGGAGAGGAGAGGAGAGGAGGAGGCGGCCACGGUGGCAUCAGGCGUCGACGGAACAACCUUUGGAUUAAUGUAGCUGUGUCACAAUUCCGCUGCUGCGCAUCGGUCCGUCACCCGUGUAUGACUGUGUGCCUGCAUACAGGCGCCUAUAGCGAUCAGAUGAUCAUUUAAAGAAUGGCCGCGAAAGCAGCGAGUAAGACCGCGUUGCGGUAUUUUCUGGGAACAUGUGUGCCUUCGUCGAAGCAGAACGCCGCCAAAGUGAGAGUACCACGUUUGCAAUUCGACGAUUAUAUUCACAUGUACUUCAAAGAGCACGAUUUCGUUUAUGCCCACGAUCCAAAGAAGUUGUGCAAAACCGGCGACGUGAUUUUAAUAAAGACAUUACCAGAGAAAUUAACGCGCCUGAUUACGCACGAGGUUGUUGAGGUGGUACAGCCUUUGGGUGAUAUAGUAGAUCCAGUCACAGGGAAAGAGGUUGUCGCAAGUAGAUACAGGGAAGAUAUAGAGGAAGAGGCUAAAUUAAUUGGCAAAACAAACUCGGCAUUUGAUUACUCGAAAGCAUCACGAAGAGGAAGAUUGGAAGGUAUACGAGAUUUUACUCACAAAAAGAUGUAUGUAAAAUAUUAUGAAGACGCUAAUGAUCCCCAACCAGACACUGUUCCUUCAGUACUGUAAAAUACUACUGUAUUCAAAAACUUAAUAAUUAAUAAAUUUCAAUAUAAUAGAAAGUAUAUAUUACAAAUUA
Molecule: messenger RNA, 892 nt
Organism: Solenopsis invicta (red fire ant)
Lineage: Eukaryota; Metazoa; Arthropoda; Insecta; Hymenoptera; Formicidae
Gene: mRpS17
Product: 28S ribosomal protein S17, mitochondrial
Exons: 6
Coding region: 322-822 (166 amino acids)
Biological process (GO): mitochondrial translation
Cellular component (GO): ribosome; mitochondrial small ribosomal subunit
Molecular function (GO): structural constituent of ribosome
Source: RefSeq, a predicted model, not a curated record